GGAGCGCGCGCGCCCGAGCCGAGGCUGCGCGGACGGACAUCUUGGCGGUGCGCGCGCGGGCGCGGGGAGCCUCCUGCCCGGGACGCUUCCCUUUGUGUGGCCGCGCGCGGGGAUCCUCGCGCCGCUCUCGCUGCAGCCCGCCGGGGACGACGAGAUGGCCACGCCGGCGGCGGCGAACCCUCCCGAGAUGGCGUCAGAAAUACCAGGUUCGGUGACAUUGCCGGUGGCACCUAUGGCAGCGGGUCAAGUGAGAAUGGCAGGAUCCAUGCCCGCCAGAGGAGGAAAGAGGCGCUCGGGGAUGGAAUUUGACGAUGAAGAUGGCGAAGGGCCCAGCAAAUUUUCAAGGGCGGGAGCUCCAGGAGGCCCUGGUCAGAGGAGAGAAGCGGUCGUGGCCCAGCGGGCAAGCAGAUGCGGUCCUGCAGAUUUGAGGGUCCAAGACCAGGAGAACCACAGUGAGAUAGAGAGACGCAGGAGGAACAAGAUGACCCAGUACAUCACCGAGCUGUCUGACAUGGUGCCCACCUGCAGCGCUCUGGCACGCAAACCUGACAAGCUGACCAUUCUCCGCAUGGCGGUCUCACACAUGAAGUCUAUGAGAGGCACAGGAAACAAGUCGACGGACGGGGCCUACAAGCCUUCUUUCCUGACUGAGCAGGAACUCAAACACCUUAUCCUCGAAGCCGCAGAUGGCUUCCUUUUCGUCGUCGCUGCAGAAACUGGCAGAGUCAUCUAUGUGUCCGAUUCAGUCACACCUGUUUUGAACCACCCCCAGUCCGAGUGGUUUGGCAGCACCCUCUACGAGCAGGUUCAUCCCGAUGAUGUCGAGAAACUAAGGGAGCAGCUCUGUACUUCUGAGAACUCCAUGACAGGGAGGAUUUUGGAUUUGAAGACGGGGACCGUGAAGAAAGAGGGCCAACAGUCCUCGAUGAGAAUGUGUAUGGGAUCGAGGCGUUCUUUCAUUUGCCGGAUGAGAUGUGGAAACGCCCCUUUAGAUCAUUUGCCUCUGAAUAGAAUAACCACCAUGAGGAAAAGAUACAGGAAUGGCCUCGGCCCAGUGAAAGAAGGAGAAGCGCAGUACGCGGUGGUCCACUGCACUGGCUAUAUCAAAGCUUGGCCUCCGGCAAGUAAAAUAGGAAUGACCAUUCCAGAAGAAGAUGCGGAUGUGAGUCAAGGCAGCAAAUAUUGUCUGGUGGCAAUAGGAAGGCUUCAGGUAACUAGCUCUCCAGUGUGCAUGGACAUGAAUGGGAUGUCCGUCCCCACGGAGUUUUUGUCCCGACACAACUCAGACGGCAUUAUCACCUUUGUGGAUCCAAGAUGCAUCAGCGUUAUUGGCUACCAGCCACAGGACCUUUUGGGAAAAGACAUUUUAGAAUUCUGCCAUCCAGAAGAUCAGAGUCACCUGAGAGAGAGCUUCCAACAGGUUGUUAAGCUUAAAGGUCAGGUUCUUUCCGUGAUGUAUCGUUUCCGUACCAAAAACCGGGAAUGGAUGUUAAUCCGGACCAGCAGCUUCACGUUCCAGAACCCAUAUUCGGAUGAAAUCGAGUACAUCAUCUGCACCAACACGAACGUUAAGCAGCUUCAGCAGCAGCAGGCCGAGCUUGAAGUACACCAGAGAGACGGGCUGUCAUCAUAUGACUUAUCUCAGGUACCUGUUCCAGCUAUACAGUCAAACGUCCAUGAGAGUGCGAAGCCUGUUGAGAAGCCAGACGCCAUCUUCUCCCAGGAGAGGGAUCCAAGGUUUGCCGAGAUGUUUGCUGGCAUAACAACUUCAGAUAAAAAGAUGAUGCCUUCAGCAUCCACGGUGGGAAACCAGCAGAUCUAUUCCCAAGGGAGCCCUUUCCAGCCAGGACAUUCUGGGAAAUCCUUCAGUUCCUCUGUGGUCCACGUCCCCGGUGUCAACGACAUUCAGUCCUCUUCUUCAACAGGGCAGAACCUGACGCAGAUCUCUCGCCAGCUAAACCAGAGUCAAGUGACCUGGACCGGCAGUCGCCCUCCGUUCCCAGGACAGCAACUUCCUUCACAGUCCAGCAAGACUCAGUCUUCACCCUUCGGGAUUGGAACCAGCCACACCUACCCCGCCGACCCGGCGUCUUACAGCCCCCUCUCCAGUCCGGCCACGUCUUCUCCGAGCGGAAAUGCCUAUUCCAGCCUGGCGAACAGAACUGCAGGGUUUGCCGAGAGCAGCCAAAGCAGUGGGCAGUUUCAAGGAAGGCCCUCGGAGGUCUGGUCCCAGUGGCAAAGCCAGCACCAUAACCAGCAGAACAGCGAACAGCACCCUCACCAGCAGACCAGCCAGACGGAAGUGUUCCAGGGCUGGGAUCCAACGGCAUGUCAGAAGUAUGGAAUCAAUGUCCACCAUAAGUGAUGACCUCUGGUCCGUAGCAAAGCCCCAAAUGGACUUUGCUCUUUGGGGAGCAUUGAUAAAACCUGAAUUUCUACAAGCCAGAAGUCAACAGUGAGUCAUUUCCUUGUGUCGUGACGUCAAACGGCUCUCCUUCCCAAGGCACUCUGUUUGUUUAGCUGACUUGUCUCAUAGAGGAUAUUUGUGCGUCAACUGUCCUUUUCCUUUGUGAGCAGUAUUUUUUGCACCCAGCAAUAAAUCCAGUUUCAAGAAGAAAUGGGGGAAAUCCAACACCCCUCUCCGUUACACAAGGGAUUCUCUAGUGUUUUUACCCGUUUUUAAUGUCUCUAAUAUUAAUCUGAAUAAUCAG
Messenger RNA from Sphaerodactylus townsendi, 2711 nucleotides. RefSeq names its product aryl hydrocarbon receptor nuclear translocator 2 (gene ARNT2). The record is from RefSeq and is a predicted model, not a curated record. Gene Ontology annotation, biological process: regulation of transcription by RNA polymerase II. Gene Ontology annotation, molecular function: protein dimerization activity; DNA-binding transcription factor activity, RNA polymerase II-specific; RNA polymerase II cis-regulatory region sequence-specific DNA binding. Lineage: Eukaryota; Metazoa; Chordata; Lepidosauria; Squamata; Sphaerodactylidae. Gene Ontology annotation, cellular component: cytoplasm; nucleus; aryl hydrocarbon receptor complex. The transcript has 20 exons. The coding region runs from base 155 to 2365 and encodes 736 amino acids.